AUGGUCCUUCAGGCGGAUACGAUUAUUGAAAGUAAACAAAAUGAUGUAUUCUGGUUUUUACAGCUCGCUAUAACUGAAGCAUUCAGACGUCGACGUCUUCCUACGCUUUUGAGUAUAAUAAAAUUCACCAACUUAUGUCGUCAUUUUAAAAUGUUAUCGAUCAUACCUGAUUUUUAUGAACGUCAUAAUGCUGUAAAUAAUCACUAUUUGUUUGGUAUUUCAAGAAUGUCAAGAAUGUCUCUAUUUCAUUUGAGUAGUCAAAUAAUAAUUAUUGACUAA
Molecule: messenger RNA, 279 nt
Organism: Schistosoma turkestanicum
Lineage: Eukaryota; Metazoa; Platyhelminthes; Trematoda; Strigeidida; Schistosomatidae
Source: the annotation of a GenBank genome assembly